GGAUAAAGAAUGGGAGAAAAACAGAAAAGACAACAAAAGCUUCGGAAUGUUCCACGGAUUCCUUGCAUUCGGGUCCCCUCCUCUGCCUACACCCACAACACUCCCUUAAUGAAGGACCUAACCCAAGGGCAGCAACGCUACUUUUAUAGCAUCAUGAGGAUUUACAAUUCCAGGUCCCAGUGGGAGGCCCUGCAGAACCGCUAUAUUCACAGCCUUCAGCACCAGCAGCUGCUUGGCUACAUUACACAACAGGAAGCUUUGGCUCGUGCUGCUGUACUUAGAGAUUCAACCAAGAGAGCCUCAGCUAAGGUAGCUCCUCAAAGAUCCAUCCCCCAGAAGCCUUCAGCCAUGACAAGAACAUGGCUGUCAGCACUACCUGUGUCUAUGGUUCGACCCAGGGCUCAAAGAGCAGGGCUUGGAUCCCUCAGGAAUUGAGACUUUGCACAAGCUCUGAAACAGGCACUUUGCCCAUGUACCCCCAAAUCUAGCGGCUGCUUAGUGUAUAUUUGUUGAAUGAGAAUGAAAAAAAAAAAUAACUUCUAACACACACUCCAUACCUAGAAAUAAUCUCUUUCCCACUCGCAUAAAUUUUACCAGCAAGAACAAGCUGAGGGAUUUAAGAGCAAUUGGAGCUAAGUGUAAACACGCCUUUCACUCCACAUAUAAUCUGUAGAGUGAAAUGACUUUUGAAGCUUUCAAAGUAAAAGCUUCCUUUGAAUUAGAACCUCUCAGACAAGUCCCAAGAACAGUGAAAGGGUGAAAGUCAUCAGAGGGUGCCAGGUUCCCAGUCACAGGGUGACUGUGGAAGCCACCCACUGCAGAUUUUGAAAAUACACAAACCAACACCAAGUUAACACUAAGCAUGCAGGGUUUCCAGAGGCAUAUCAUCUCAGCAGGAACUGGCCUGUGCGUUUCCAUGUCCUCCUUCCCCUCCUCUUUCCCAUUAAGCAAUAGCAUUUAACUUGGCCCCAAAUCUUCUGGUUCUUGCCUGACUCAAUCCCUUUGUGUCAUCUUGAAAUUUGGACUUACCAACUUGCCACAGCUGGGUUCAUUCUACCCGGCUAUAGUUGACCUUAACCCAGGCAAGAGAAUUCAUGCACACGUCCUCCCCUGGCAACUGAAGAUACACUCUCAGCAGAACAAGAAGUAGCCCUUAAAGAACUGGUCUCAACUCUAACCUUGCCAUGGCCUCAUUGGUUUUAAGCAAGCACACAAGACUAGACAAAUAUGAAAGAAAAAAAAGGGGGAUAACAAGUCAAAACCACAUAUAAUGGUAUAGUGUGAUAUUAGUUAUAUUUAAUAGUUAUUUUCAUCACUAGUGAUUUUGUGUGUGUGGAAAGUUAGUCAUCGGGGCUCACAAAAAUUCAAAAAUUUUUUCAUCUUUAUUCUAAAUGUUCAGCCCCCUUCCUUCAUUUAAAUCAGCCAAUGACUUUGUUAUGCCCAUAAAAGGAGUUGCCUGAGAUGGAAUUAUAGACCUGCUUGACAAGGGAUGUGCUGACAUCGAUCUGGAAGGAAGAUGCUCUACCAUUACAAGAAAAAAAAAAUACCCCAUUGAUGAGGAUGUUUAUCUUUUCUCUGCGAUCAUUCAUAAAGAAUAAAGUUUCUUGACCUCUGCAA
Messenger RNA from Leptonychotes weddellii (Weddell seal), 1617 nucleotides. The record is from RefSeq and is a predicted model, not a curated record. Lineage: Eukaryota; Metazoa; Chordata; Mammalia; Carnivora; Phocidae.